AUGCUAAAAAUCUUAAUUCCUACCCUCAUACUACUUCCUACUACCUGACUUUCUUCUCCAAAAUGACUAUGAACCACAACCACCGCCCAAAGCUUAAUAAUUGCAAGUCUCAGCCUUACCUGACUUAAACGAAGCGCAGAGCCCGGGUGACUUACCUUAAACUCCUACUUAGCCAUUGACCCCCUGUCCACACCCCUAUUAGUCCUCACCUGCUGACUACUACCCCUAAUAAUUAUAGCAAGCCAGAACCAUAUCUCUCCAGAACCAAUCAACCGACAACGCAUGUAUAUUUCCCUACUAAUUUCACUACAAGUCUUUUUAAUUAUAGCCUUCGGAGCAACAGAAAUUAUCUUAUUUUAUGUAAUAUUUGAAGCCACCCUGAUUCCCACCCUAGCUAUUAUCACUCGAUGAGGUAAUCAAGCUGAACGUUUAAACGCGGGAACUUAUUUCCUAUUUUAUACCCUAGUCGGCUCUCUUCCCCUACUGAUUGCAUUACUAAUCCUACAAAAAGACGUAGGAACCCUUUCCAUAUUAUUAAUCCAGUACUCGCCACCUACACUUUUACCAUCCUGAACAAACAAAAUCUGAUGAGCGGCCUGCCUCCUGGCAUUUCUAGUAAAAAUACCACUAUAUGGGAUUCAUCUCUGACUUCCCAAAGCACAUGUAGAAGCCCCAAUUGCUGGCUCAAUAGUUCUGGCUGCUGUCUUACUAAAACUAGGAGGGUAUGGAAUAAUACGAAUAGUAAUUUUACUAGACCCCCUUACCAAAGAAUUAGCUUAUCCAUUUAUUAUCCUUGCCCUUUGAGGGGCCAUUAUGACAGGAUCCACCUGCUUGCGACAAACAGACCUAAAAGCCCUAAUUGCCUACUCAUCAGUUAGUCAUAUAGGCCUAGUAGUAGGAGGUAUUUUAAUCCAAACACCCUGAGGCUUCACCGGCGCAAUUAUUUUAAUAAUUGCUCACGGGCUAGUUUCUUCCGCCCUCUUCUGCUUGGCAAAUACCGUAUAUGAACGAACCAACACUCGCACCCUUCUCAUUACACGAGGUAUACAAACACUUCUACCCCUCACAGCCACGUGAUGAUUUAUCGCUAGUCUUGCCAACCUAGCACUACCCCCCUUCCCAAACCUAACAGGAGAAAUAGCCAUUAUAGCAUCCCUAUUCUACUGAUCAGAAUGAACCCUAAUCCUUACAGGUCUGGCAGCCCUAAUCACAAUCAUUUAUACCAUAUACAUAUUUAUAACAACCCAAUGGGGCCCAGUCCCACCAUCCAUAAACAACAUUGAACCCCCUCACAGCCGAGAACACCUACUGAUUUCCCUACACCUCAUUCCAAUCCUCCUACUUAUUCUAAAACCAGAACUAGUAUGAGGGUGAUAUUACU
Messenger RNA from Lepisosteus oculatus (spotted gar), 1381 nucleotides. NCBI's taxonomy places the organism in Eukaryota, Metazoa, Chordata, Actinopteri, Semionotiformes, Lepisosteidae. The record is from the annotation of a RefSeq genome assembly.